GCCUGGGAGCGGCGGCGCCGGCGCGGGGGGAGGGGAGGCCGGAUGUGAGUGGAGCGGCCAUUUCCUGUUUCUCUGCAGUUUUCCUCAGCUUUGGGUGGUGGCCGCUGCCAGGCUUUAGCUUCCAGUCCGCGGAGGGCGAGGCGGCGUGGACAGCGGCCCCGGCACCCCGCGCCCCGCCGCCCGCAGCCGCGCGUCCGCCCGCCCGCCGCUUUCCGCGCCCGCCGCUUCUCAUCUCAGCGCUCGGCCGCUGCCGCGGCCCCGCGAGCGGCCCAGAUGCAGGCCAUCAAGUGUGUGGUGGUGGGAGACGGAGCUGUUGGUAAAACUUGCCUACUGAUCAGUUAUACAACCAAUGCAUUUCCUGGAGAGUAUAUCCCCACUGUUUUUGACAACUAUUCUGCCAAUGUUAUGGUAGAUGGGAAACCUGUGAAUCUGGGCUUAUGGGAUACAGCUGGACAAGAAGAUUAUGACAGAUUGCGCCCCCUCUCCUAUCCACAAACAGAUGUUUUCUUAAUUUGCUUUUCCCUUGUGAGUCCUGCAUCAUUUGAAAAUGUCCGUGCAAAGUGGUAUCCGGAAGUGCGACACCAUUGUCCCAACACUCCUAUCAUCCUAGUGGGAACUAAACUUGAUCUUAGGGAUGAUAAAGACACAAUUGAGAAACUGAAGGAGAAGAAYCCCGUAGUCUUGGUACGCUUCCCUGACUCCUGA
This is a messenger RNA of Urocitellus parryii (Arctic ground squirrel), 705 nucleotides long. The record is from RefSeq and is a predicted model, not a curated record. NCBI's taxonomy places the organism in Eukaryota, Metazoa, Chordata, Mammalia, Rodentia, Sciuridae.